GCGCACCUGGCCGCGCACCUGGCAGAGCCUGCCGUGGCCCUCCCCGCUCAGAAAUGGCGAGCACCCAGCUGCUGCCGCUUCUGCUCCUGGCUCUGGCGCUGCUACGGAAGCCGCCAGGGAAUUCCUCUACUCUUGCCUUUACAGGUGUUGCUUUUACAUUGAUCUUGGAAAACAGAGCAACGAGAGCGACUCCCAGCUAUAGCCCCACGUCCAGUUUAGAGUCCACCCCCACCAGCUCCCUAAGCCAGACAGGGCCAAGCCCCGCCAGCCCCACCAGCCCCUCAAAUUCAGAGUCGACCCCCACCGGCUCCCUAAGCCAGACAGAAUCAAGCCCCACCAGCCCCUCAAAUUCAGAGUCCACCCCCACCGGCUCCCUAAGCCAGACAGGGCCAAGCCCCGCCAGCCACGCGAGCCCUAGCUCCUCAAAUCCAGAGACAGCUACCCCGUCUGCACCACCAGGGACAGUCACGCACCCCAGCGCUGGGCCCCCCAGUUUAGAGUUCACCUAUUCCACUCAACCCAGUUCCACACACUUGAACUCCCACUGGAUUUCCACUCCCCCCAGCCCUGGCCAGGGUGACCCUGGCGUCCCCACGUCACACAGAAACCCAGGCUUGGUGGUGGCCGUGUGCUUGUUGGUCUCUGUCCUUCUCAUCGGGUCCGUGGUAAUGGCCGUGAGGUCCUGUCACCGAGAAGUAUCCAGGUUCCAUAAGCUGGAUGAAGAGUCCAUGGGAAGUGAGAGCCAAAGGUCAUCCUUUGCCCACCGCACACCAGAGUGACUGUCCUGGGGCCAAGAGAGACCGGGGCUCAGGUGGGGCUGGGACAGCUGAAGAAAUAAACCCCCUCCUGUGCUGCGCGGUGGCCAGGAUCUGUAGCCACAGCUGCUUGGGUGGCUGAGGCAGGAGGAUCGCUUGAGCCCAGGAGUUUGAGGCCAGCUUGAGCAACAGAGUGAGACCCUCGUCUAAAAAAAUAAACAAAGUCCCUGUGGUUCA
This is a messenger RNA of Marmota monax (woodchuck), 992 nucleotides long. RefSeq names its product colon, intestine and stomach enriched 1 (gene Cist1). NCBI's taxonomy places the organism in Eukaryota, Metazoa, Chordata, Mammalia, Rodentia, Sciuridae. The transcript is spliced from 4 exons. The record is from RefSeq and is a predicted model, not a curated record. Bases 54 to 779 code for a protein of 241 amino acids.